Messenger RNA from Selaginella moellendorffii, 827 nucleotides. RefSeq names its product peptidyl-prolyl cis-trans isomerase FKBP17-1, chloroplastic. Gene Ontology annotation, molecular function: peptidyl-prolyl cis-trans isomerase activity. The coding region runs from base 21 to 674 and encodes 217 amino acids. The transcript has 5 exons. NCBI's taxonomy places the organism in Eukaryota, Viridiplantae, Streptophyta, Lycopodiopsida, Selaginellales, Selaginellaceae. The record is from RefSeq and is a predicted model, not a curated record.
UCAUUCAAACGGCUAUAGGGAUGAGUCUUUGCGAUUGGAGGUUGUGGCUUCUUCGUUGGAAGAAUGGCGCCAAACCUAGGGCUUCUACCUGUUGUGCUCCUCCGGCUUCCCUCGAUCUUGGAAGGCGGCAUUUGAUUGCCCUGGGAGUUUCCCUCGGAUUGUCUGCGCAGAAUGCCGUAGCGAUCGAGCAGCCGAAAUCUCCUCCACCGGCUUCAAAAUCUUCGCAGUUCUACGAGAUCCAGGGAUCUGGUGGCGUCAAGGCUCUGGAUAUCAGGCUUGGCGCUGGAAAAUAUCCCAAUCCUGGAGAUAAGGUUGCAAUCCACUACUAUGGAAGGCUCGCAGCGAAGCAGGGCUGGCGAUUCGAUUCAACGUACGAUCACAAAGACGAGGAUGGGAAUCCAAAGCCAUUUGUUUUCACGAUCGGCUCAAACAAUGUGAUAGCGGGCUUGGAUUCAGCAGUGAGAACAAUGAAGCCUGGGGGAAUUCGUCGUCUCAUCAUUCCACCAUCGCAAGGCUAUCAAAGCACCACACAAGACCCUCUACCUCCAAAUAUCUUCGACAGGCAAAGGCUCUUCACCACCAUCUUUAAUCCCACAAGAGUAGCAAACGGAGAAAGCUCCACGCUUGGAACGCUUGUUUUCGAUGUGGAGCUCGUCAGAGUCACAGAGGAAUAGCUCGAAUCAUCAAACUUCGCACGAGGAACUCAAAAGUCUGGAGAGCAAAACAAACUUCAUUUGGUCAGCCUGGAUUUCUUCAAACCAAAAAUUUUCUCCCCCUCUAAAAACCGUUCGGAUCUUCCCAAAACAAGGAACAACCUUAUGUACUCA